Molecule: messenger RNA, 2051 nt
Organism: Ctenocephalides felis (cat flea)
Lineage: Eukaryota; Metazoa; Arthropoda; Insecta; Siphonaptera; Pulicidae
Product: protein SCAI-like
Exons: 14
Coding region: 1-2034 (677 amino acids)
Biological process (GO): DNA-templated transcription
Cellular component (GO): nucleus
Molecular function (GO): transcription corepressor activity
Source: RefSeq, a predicted model, not a curated record
AUGGUUACGAUGUCCGGACCGGAAGAUCCGGACCGCAAAGUGGUCUUGGAGUUUUGUCACCUGCUGGAGAAGUCUAAGCAACUGUUUAAUGGACUCAGAGAUCUUCCUCAGUAUGGUCACAGACAAUGGCAGGCCUACUUCGGACGAACGUUCGACGUCUACACAAGAUUAUGGAAAUUCCAACAGCAACAUCGACCGAUUCUGGAUCGGAAGUACGGACUCAAAAGAUGGCAAAUUGGAGAGAUAGCCAGCAAAAUUGGACAACUGUAUUAUCACUACUAUUUAAGGACUAGUGAAACAAGUUACCUAAACGAAGCCUAUUCGUUCUAUGCAGCCAUAAGGGGGCGCGCCUAUUAUUCAAGGGCUCUCAAAGAAGAUAGGUCUGAUUUAAUGGUGAAGAAAUUAAGAUAUUAUGCAAGAUUCAUAAUGGUGUGUCUGUUGCUAAAGAAAAUGAAACUGGCGAGAGAACUCGUUCAGGAAUUAGACAGACAUAUAGGUGACUACAGUGCAGCCUACGCAGCUGAAGAUAGGCACGAGUGGAUGUUAGUGCUGGACGAAGCAAAAUGUUUCCUGAAGGCCGAAGGCUUACUUCAAGUUGUUCAUCCUGAUACAGGACCCGUAAUCCUAUCCCACAGAUUGGGUCCCUUAACGGCGCCUCCGCCUUUACCACAUACAGAGCGCCCUUUAAUGAACCUGACGUUACAAGAGGCGCUUCUAGUCGGAAAUAGAUGUGAUCAGGUUAAAUUUUCUGAAAUAACUGCCGACAUGUACAGAAUGCUGCAAACCUUAGAACGCGAGCCUGGAGGUUCCUUGGUAUCUGUACAACACCACCACCACCAGGACUUAAUUGGAGGUCCUGGAUACGACCAAGGUAGUCCUGCAGGAACCAGAGCUUUACCAGGUUCUAACAGCAUGUCUUAUGGACCUAAAGGUUAUGCAGAAAAUGGUCACCAUUACUCCUCGCGUUCCCGGAGGCACCAUCAUUCAGGAGGUCCUCCGUCGUACCGUUCGACGUCUCUCAUAGGCGAAAACCCACAUAAGUACUUACUCUACGCUCCAACUUUGGCACAAUUACUCCUAUUCUUAGCAGCAGGCAGCCGAGAAUUGCCCCAAGGGGGCGCGCUUUUGCUAUACCUCUCCGCAGACGCCUGCUUUGGAGCAUCUAGUGGAGCCAACGGAAGAAAGGUUCAGUCCAACACGGACGAGAUUGGUUAUGAAUCCGGUGGCGUCGUGACUUCUACAAAACGUGAUACGCCCCCGCCGUCGCACCAUCAUCGAGCGCCCCCACACUGCCAUACCGAUGACGUCAUGGGGCACGGUAAGGACCCGCACUGCCUUUAUCCAGGGGACCUCUACCCUUUCACGAGGAGACCCAUGUUCCUGGUCGUCGAUUCGGACAAUUCGUUCGCGUUUCAGAACAUACCGAGAUACUUCGGCCAACCACUAGUAGCAUUAUUAUCACCUCAAGACAUUCCUCCUGCAUUUCAAGAUUUACAACGUGACGGAUCUCUCUUCACCCUGUUUCUUCAUUCGCCGCUGCUCGCCUUGUGUCGCUGCUGUCACAUAGUAGACUUGAGUGCCCACACUUGGGACAGAUGUCGCUCUCAGUACGAUAGGUUUGCAUCCGAGGUGACGAGACUGAUCACGAGGUCCCACAUGAAGAAAGCUUAUCUGCACUUUUUCGGCGAUGAAUAUCUGAGGACUUUGAUUUUAAGAUUUGUUUUCUGCGACAACGUCUUGAGGCUCCAUCGAGGAUUCAGGAGUCGAAGAUUUCGACCAAAGUGUAGCCCCCCUCUGCCAAUUCCAGAUCUGCUGGAGCACCCAACGUUGGGUCAAAUAGUCUUGCAGCUAGCCCAACAAUUAGAUGCCAGGAGUCAUUUCUCGGAAGACGAUUCAGGGGCGGCUACUGGCGCCUCUUUAUCGACACCACCUACUGGCGUCCAAACUGGCGCCACUGGUGGAGUCUCAUCUUGGGAAAGAGACACUGGUAGGAGGCAACAUGUUGCCAGGAGUGAAAUGAUGCAACAGGAAUGAUGAUACGCUUUGGAGGA